This is a messenger RNA of Daldinia caldariorum, 2480 nucleotides long. Its product is annotated as T-complex protein 1. The record is from RefSeq and is a predicted model, not a curated record. Bases 414 to 2036 code for a protein of 540 amino acids. The transcript is spliced from 6 exons. NCBI's taxonomy places the organism in Eukaryota, Fungi, Ascomycota, Sordariomycetes, Xylariales, Hypoxylaceae. Gene Ontology annotation, molecular function: ATP-dependent protein folding chaperone; ATP binding; ATP hydrolysis activity. Gene Ontology annotation, biological process: protein folding. Gene Ontology annotation, cellular component: chaperonin-containing T-complex.
UUUUUUUUUUUUAAAAAAAAAAAAAACGGUGCCGGUUAAAUCCCAUUUGAGUAGUUAUGAGGUACAAUACAUGGGGUACCUAGGUACCUGGUAGCAACUUACCUAGAUAGAUGGUGGGGUCCAAGUCGAUAGCUAUGGCCGUGUUAGGUAACCUUGGUGCCCCAAGCUUAGGUGGAUCUUAUGGAUUUUACGAUUCGUAUGCACGGUGAAAUAACUUUUCCAUCUCCCGCGGGGGAGCUUCCAAAAUUUCUAGGCGACAAUCAUCUUCAAUACGUAUCAUAAGGCAAGCUUCGCGAUACGCCACUUUUUUUACUAGGAACUUGCCAUUUUUACUACGGGUGCGAGUUCUUCUCGAGUCUUUGUUACUCAGGUUUAAUCUAAUAAUAUCGGGAUUCCAAUCACCUCUUUUCAAGAUGCAGGCCCCUGUUUUGGUUAUGAACACCCAAAGUGGUGAUAGACAGACAGGCCGAAAAGCCCAACUGUCUAACAUUGCUGCCGCGAAGACUGUUGCAGAUAUCAUUCGGUCAUGUCUCGGUCCUAAGGCCAUGCUGAAGAUGUUGUUGGAUCCUAUGGGCGGUAUUGUCCUCACCAACGAUGGCCACGCUAUCCUACGAGAAAUCGAAGUAUCACACCCCGCUGCGAAAAGCAUGAUCGAACUUAGCAGGACGCAGGACGAGGAAGUUGGUGACGGCACGACAACUGUCAUCAUUCUAGCCGGUGAGAUUCUAGCACAUGCCCUCCCGCAACUAGAGCGAAAUAUACACCCGGUCGUUAUCAUUUCCGCCUUCAAGCGUGCUCUCAAGGAUGCGCUCCAGAUCAUCGACGAGAUAUCCCUACCCAUAGACAUCAACGACGAUAAGGCCAUGUUUGGCUUAAUCUCUUCCUCUAUCGGCACCAAGUUUGUUUCAAGAUGGACAGAUUUGAUGUGCAGCUUAGCUCUUAACGCCGUCCGCACAGUCACCUGGGAGGCUGGAAAUGGCAAGCAAGAAGUCGAUAUUAAGCGAUAUGCCCGCGUGGAGAAGGUUCCCGGUGGCGAGAUCGAAGAUAGCAGAGUCUUGGACGGCGUUAUGCUCAACAAGGACAUUACUCACCCUAAGAUGCGAAGGAGGAUCGAGAACCCCAGAAUCGUCUUGCUCGACUGCCCGUUAGAGUAUAAGAAAGGUGAAUCACAGACAAAUAUCGAAAUCACAAAAGAGGAGGACUGGAACCGUAUUCUGCAGAUUGAAGAAGAACAGGUCAAGGCCAUGUGCGAGUCCAUCUUGGCCUUUAAGCCCGACCUAGUCAUCACAGAGAAGGGUGUCUCCGAUCUUGCCCAACACUAUUUCGUGAAGGCAAAUGUGACCGCGCUGCGCAGAGUUAGGAAGACGGACAAUAACAGAAUAGCUCGUGCCACUGGCGCGACUAUUGUGAACAGAGUGGAGGAUCUCCAGGAAUCAGAUAUCGGAACUAAGUGCGGUCUAUUCGAAAUCGAGAAGAUCGGCGACGAGUACUUUACCUUCCUUACCAAGUGCAAGACCCCCAAGGCGUGCACAAUUCUACUCCGAGGACCUUCGAAAGAUAUCUUAAACGAGAUAGAGCGAAAUCUCCAAGACGCUAUGGGAGUAGCGCGGAACGUCAUUUUCCACCCCAGACUAUCUCCCGGUGGUGGAGCUACGGAGAUGGCGGUCUCAGUACGAUUAAAUCAACUAGCAAGGAAUAUCGAAGGCGUACAGCAAUGGCCGUACAAGGCGGUUGCCGACGCCUUAGAAGUCAUUCCUCGAACUUUAGUGCAGAAUGCCGGUGCUAGUCCCGUGAGAGUCCUCACCGAACUUCGUGCUAAGCAAGCAGAAGGAAAGACCUCAUGGGGUAUUAACGGAGAUACCGGAUCAAUCGUGGAUAUGCAGGAAUUUGGUAUCUGGGAGCCUGAGGCUAUCAAGCUCCAGAGUAUCAAGACCGCCAUAGAAGCUGCUUGCCUCUUAUUGAGAGUUGACGACAUCUGUAGCGCAAAGAAGGCUCAGCAAGUGGGAGCACCCGGAUUGGGUGGUGGUGACGACUAAAGGUGGAAAUAAAAUAAAAUAAUGGAUUAAGAUGUUGAGCAAGCCUACCAGACACGGAAUGAUGAGAGGACAUACCCCCUUGCACGAACGGCUGGUCUAAAAAAGUCACGAGAUAGAUGAAUUAGAUGGCUCUGCUACCAAAUUGAUAGUUGGUCUAAUCAUGCGCCCUGUGAGACGUUGGCUUAUCCACGAAGUCAUGGAACUACUUGGAUUUCCUGGCGUAACCUUGUCAACUAUCAAAUAAUUUAGGCUUCUCGAGAUUUCGUAGCAUAGGUACCUAACAUAUCAGGCAAACCAAACUCUGGCAUCUGAAGAGACAGGCAGUAAUAACAAAAUACAAACUCACAACUGAGUCAUAUGUACUACUCAAGUUGAAUAAGGGUGACUCCUUUUGACUUCUUUUCGUUUGAAGCGCUGAGUGUAUCUGAAUUUCCCCCUAAGUCA